This is a messenger RNA of Baudoinia panamericana UAMH 10762, 1014 nucleotides long. RefSeq lists its product as uncharacterized. Gene Ontology annotation, molecular function: oxidoreductase activity. The coding region runs from base 1 to 1014 and encodes 337 amino acids. The record is from RefSeq and is a predicted model, not a curated record. The transcript has 2 exons. Lineage: Eukaryota; Fungi; Ascomycota; Dothideomycetes; Mycosphaerellales; Teratosphaeriaceae.
AUGAUCCAGGUGCUGCCAUUGGCGGCCUUUGUGCUUGCAAAAGAACAUCCUGCGGCUCAGGUACCUUUGGAGCCCAGCACAGCGCUGACCGCCGAGCCAUUGACCCUCGACAAUAUCCCUCUACUCGGUUACGGCACAUGGAAUCUGAAAGGAGACAACGUGUCCGAAGCGGUCUCGUGGGCCAUCCAAGCUGGCUACCGACACAUCGACUGUGCAGCCGCCUAUGGCAACGAAGACAAGGUGGGCCGCGGUAUUGCUGAUGGGUUGGCACAGACUGGCCUUAGUCGGGAGGAUCUGUGGGUGACGAGCAAGUUGUGGAAUGAUCAUCACGGCUUGAACGCCCCCGAAAGUGCCAUCGACACAACACUCCAGAAGCUCGGUGUCGGCUAUCUCGACCUCUACCACAUGCAUUGGCCAGUCACUCAGUCGAGCCUUGGCUCGCGCUCCGUCGAAUACCGCGAUACAUGGGCUGCUAUGGGCCUUCUGCUCGAGAAAGGCAAGACUCGGCACAUUGGGGUGUCCAACUUCGAUCCAGAGCAGCUUAAGGAUCUUCUGAACCACACAAGCCACCCCCCAAGUGUGCACCAGAUGGAGAUGCAUCCUUAUCUGCAACAGAAUGAGUGGCUCGGGCUUCAUCAAAAGCACGGUAUCCAUGUAACCGCUUACUCUCCGCUGGCGGGCUCAAACCCGACAUACGAUCCCGGGAACCCAGUCCAGCUUCUCAACAACACAGUCAUCACAAAGAUCGCUUCCAAGCGUGGUUGUACGCCAGCCCAGGUUGCGCUCGCUUGGGGCAUGGCCAGAGGGACUUCCGUCAUACCUAAGAGUCAGAACAAGGAGCGCAUUCUAGAGAACUUCGGAAGCCUCAAGUGCGAGCUGAAGAAGAAGGAUCUUGCGAAGAUCGAUGCGCUUGGUAAGGCGCACCAUCGCUACAACAACCCUGCAAAGGCAUGGAAGGUUGAUCUGUAUGUGGGAUUGGAGGAUUCCAAAGGCAAGCAUGAGCUGCAUGAGUAA